CCUUCUCGAUUCUUUUCUCAUCUCUAUCUCUUGAUUAUUUGUGGAUUGUUGACUGGGUUAUAUCAUUUGGUAUCAGAGCUUCGAUCCUCCGACCUGUGGCUAUGGCGAGUAACACUAGAUCUCAAGAACAAGCGAAAUUCGAAGCUAAGAUCAGGGGAUUGAUCUCAAACACCUGAAGGGAUCUUCUCGAAUUGCAGCGACGUACUAAGGAGCAAUUCAAGAAGAAUGACGAGCAGUUUGUGGCUAUAUGGAAAGAAAGCAAAGAGCAAUUUGAGUCUUUAUCCAAGACGAUGUUGCAAGUUAUGGGUCGAGUGGGGGUCUCCCAUGGCGAUAGUGGCACUCCAAUGACAUCAGCGAUGGGGAUAAAUAAUGGGAUCCUAAGAGGAAGUGGCGACAAUACCAAGGUAAGAAAUCUUGGCCCUAAUCUUGGUUGCAGUCAAGGUAAUAACCCUCGUGACUCUAUGAUUCGAUUUGGGAAGGUUGAUUUCCCUGUUUUUGAUGGCACUGAUAGUGGGGAGGCUUUGCAAUGGUUGCAAGCCUACAUGAAAGGGAAAAUCGAGUGGCCUUCUUGGGAGGAAUUUUGCACGACUGUUUGUGUUAGAUUUGGGGUAGCCUCUAAGAUGAAACUUGUGGCAGAAUGGAGGAAUGUAAUACAGAUGGGUACAGUCUUGGAGUAUCAACGGGCAUUUGAGAAAAUAAGGGCUAGGGUUUCUUGCUCCGAAGAGUUUGUUGUUGAGAUGUUCAUUGGGGGUUUGAAGGGGGAAAUCAGGCAUGUUGUGAAUUGUUCCGAUCCUAAGACCUUAAUUGAAGCCUACUUCAUUCCCCAAUUGCAUUAGGCCAAUUAUGAAGCUAAUUUCAAUUCUAUGAUGAAGCAGUUUGAACUUACUAGUUGGUCUCAAUCUAUGAGUAUAACACUUGCUCCUUCUUCAAAUAUAGCUUCUGUUUCUUCUCUCAUCCCACCUUUCACUCAAAGGAACAGUGCCCUCUUAUCAUCUGUCAUCCACAGCCUCCUAAGAAUAAGAAUCUUAGAACACUAUCUGAAAAGGAGCUGGAAGAAAAGAAAGUCAAAGGCUUAUGCUUCUGGUGUGAUGAGAAGUUUGUACCAGGCCAUAGGCGCCAUUAGAAAAAGCUAUUUAAUAUUGAGGUAGUGUCCUUUGAGGAGGAAGAUGUGGAUACAACAGAGAGAAGGGGUAGCUUAACUGGUGAAUUGGACAGGGGUUGAUAUUUAGCUACAUUUUUCCUUCUUUCCACCCUUGAGGACAAAUGCUAUUUAGGGGAGGGGAUUGUUACAGGAUUGGAAAUAAGACAGCUGAUGUGGCAGGGGGUGUGCUUAGGUGGACGGUUGUUAAUGAUUUAUGUAGAUGAUGAUGCAUGAGAUAUGAUGUAUGUACAAAGAGUUGCUAUAAAGCUCAUUCUUGUAACAGAAUUGGUUAUCUAAAGUGAAUACAGUUUUUCUAUCUUCAGUUUCUCUCUUCUCUUCUCAUCCCUUCUAAGACUCUGUUUCUCAUCUCACCUCCCUUCUUGAUUCUUUUCUCAGUUCUAUCUCUUGAUUCUUUGUGAAUUGUUGACUAGGUUAUAUCAGCAGGAUUAGAUUUACCCAUAAAUUAAAAAAAAAAUAGAGAUAAAUUUAUUUAUGAAGUUUUUAAUCUGAAUAAAUUAUCUUAAAUUUA
Rubroshorea leprosula is the source of this 1670-nucleotide messenger RNA. The record is from the annotation of a GenBank genome assembly. NCBI's taxonomy places the organism in Eukaryota, Viridiplantae, Streptophyta, Magnoliopsida, Malvales, Dipterocarpaceae.